Molecule: messenger RNA, 1146 nt
Organism: Stegodyphus dumicola
Lineage: Eukaryota; Metazoa; Arthropoda; Arachnida; Araneae; Eresidae
Source: RefSeq, a predicted model, not a curated record
AUGCAAGGCAGAAAGAUAAGGCACCUAUCUACAGUACAAAGACCUUUCGCCCUUAAUAUUACUAAAGCUUAUCGCCCGACAUCAUCAUCCGCAUUAAACGCAGUAGCAGGAUUGCUUCCUCUACACAUACGUAUCGAAGAAGAAGCCGCACGGCAGCUCGUCAAACAACUGAAACGUCCAGUAACCUUUGACGACGAGCUUUUUCUACCAGAGGAUUUCGAACCACAGGCCACACACCUGCACAUUCAUCCUAGCACGAAGGGCAGAGGCGUCCGAAUCAAGGGUAUCACUACGGUAUUGGAACAACCGUCAGAUAUCACAGUGUAUACUGACGGCUCUAAAAUUGACAACAAAGUGGGCAGAGCCUUCAUUGCCUUGUGUCCACCAAUAAUAAUACACAAAUGGCAAGGAGUCCUUAGGGACUUUAAUAGUAUUUUCCAAAGUGAAGCUAUAGCCAUGGAACAGACCAUACAAUACCUACAACAAAAACAAAUUAGGGAAGCAACCAUUCAGACAGACAGUCUAUCCGUUUUACACGCCAUUAAUAAUGCGGAACAUUCAUCACCCACCAUAGCAUCCAUACAACAAAGAUUGCGAGAGAACAAUGAACAGUCCUACAUGCUGGAAUGGACUAAGGCACAUGUAGGAGAUUACGGAAAUGAGAUGGCAGACAGUCUAGCUAAGGACGCGGCUCUAGGUGGAACUUCAGGUCCAGUCAACAUCCCCUGGCCCAUUUCCCACCUCAAAAAAUCCUUGAGACUCCACGCUACGUCUAAAUGGCAGGAAGAAUGGGACCAAGGAGAGACAGGACGCAGAACUUACUAUCACCUAUCAUAUGUUGAUCCGGGAAGGACUAUAAGUAAUCCACAGCUCAUACGCUACAUUACGGGGCAUGGUCCCUUCCCGGAGUACUUUGCAAAACGCGGCAUCAGUGAGACGGAUAUAUGCAGCUGCGGAGAAGUGGGAACUCCGGAACACUAUGUCACAACAUGUCCACUAACAACUGGACUACAUAUACCCAUCCCGCAGACCAAUCGCCAAGCGUUCUGUAAAUUUCUUAUAAAGCAACGUCAUUUCAUAUACAAACUAACAAAAGUAAUGGAUAAACUCUCUGCGCUUGGCACAGAUCUGUGUCAAACAGCCUAA